CAGAUUCCUAUCGGUUGGAAGAAAAAAUGGUUGAAGCAGAUAGACCAGGAAAGCUCUUUAUUGGUGGGCUCAAUACAGAGACAAAUGAGAAAGCGCUUGAGGCAGUAUUUGGCAAAUAUGGACGAAUAGUGGAAGUGCUUUUGAUGAAGGACCGAGAAACUAACAAGUCAAGAGGAUUUGCUUUUGUCACUUUCGAAAGCCCAGCAGAUGCAAAGGAUGCUGCCCGAGACAUGAAUGGAAAGUCCUUAGAUGGAAAAGCCAUCAAGGUGGAGCAAGCCACCAAACCAUCAUUUGAAAGUGGUAGACGAGGACUACCUCCGCCUCCAAGAAGCAGAGGCCCCCCGAGAGGACUUCGAGGAGCAAGAGGAGGAAGUGGAGGAACUAGAGGACCCCCCUCACGUGGAGGGCACAUGGAUGACGGUGGCUAUUCCAUGAAUUUUACCAUGAGUUCUUCGAGGGGACCUCUUCCAGUAAAAAGAGGACCACCACCACGAAGUGGAGGUCCUCCUCCUAAAAGAUCAGCUCCUUCAGGACCAGUUCGUAGCAGCAGCGGAAUGGGAGGAAGAGCCCCUGUGUCACGUGGAAGAGAUAGUUAUGGAGGCCCGCCACGAAGGGAGCCCCUUCCCUCUCGCAGAGAUGUGUAUUUGUCCCCAAGAGAUGAUGGCUAUUCCACUAAAGACAGCUAUUCAAGCAGAGACUAUCCAAGUUCUCGAGAUACAAGAGAUUAUGCACCUCCACCAAGAGAUUAUACUUACCGUGAUUAUGGUCAUUCCAGUUCACGUGAUGACUACCCAUCAAGAGGCUAUAAUGACAGAGACGGAUAUGGCCGGGAUCGUGACUAUUCAGACCAUCCCAGUGGAGGUUCCUACAGAGAUUCCUAUGAGAGUUAUGGUAACUCACGUAGUGCUCCACCUACACGAGGGCCCCCGCCAUCUUAUGGUGGAAGCAGUCGCUAUGAUGAUUACAGCAGCUCAGAG
Messenger RNA from Cricetulus griseus (Chinese hamster), 977 nucleotides. NCBI's taxonomy places the organism in Eukaryota, Metazoa, Chordata, Mammalia, Rodentia, Cricetidae. The record is from RefSeq and is a predicted model, not a curated record.